Molecule: messenger RNA, 387 nt
Organism: Miscanthus lutarioriparius
Lineage: Eukaryota; Viridiplantae; Streptophyta; Magnoliopsida; Poales; Poaceae
Source: the annotation of a GenBank genome assembly
AUGGCGCACUACCACCCCGUCUCCACGGAGGCUUACGAAGACCUGGAGGCCGGCUUCUCCGGCCACUCCUCCUCCCCUCUGAAGCCAGCGGCCUCGCCGAGGCGGCCCGGCCGCAUGUUCUGCGACCCCUGCGACGACUCCGACGAGCUCCACGGCCACCACCACUACCUCGACAUCUGCUUCCGCUGCCGGAAACUCCUGUCUGGCAACAGAGACAUCUUCAUGUACAGAGGUGACAUGCCGUUCUGCAGCGAGGAGUGCCGGCAGGAGCAGAUCGAGAUCGACGAGGCGAGGGAGCAGCGGCUGAAGCAGACGGGGCGGGCCGAGCAGCAGCGGCAGCGGCAGCAGAAGCAGAGCCCCCAGAGGAUCCCCAUAUGGGCGUGGUGA